Molecule: messenger RNA, 4459 nt
Organism: Lampris incognitus (smalleye Pacific opah)
Lineage: Eukaryota; Metazoa; Chordata; Actinopteri; Lampriformes; Lampridae
Gene: ciita
Product: class II, major histocompatibility complex, transactivator
Exons: 20
Coding region: 1-3582 (1193 amino acids)
Biological process (GO): inflammatory response; positive regulation of MHC class I biosynthetic process; positive regulation of MHC class II biosynthetic process
Molecular function (GO): protein binding
Source: RefSeq, a predicted model, not a curated record
AUGCAGGAAGAAGGUACGGACCCACCCCCGUCCCCUGACUACGGCGACCUCCCAGAAUUGGAUUUUGAGGGCAUGGUCACAUUCUGGGACAUGUGUCCAGACCCAGAGGAGCUCUUCGACUUGGGAUGUCUGAGCAGUGAUGAAGACCAAGAUAGCAGCAGCAGUGACAUCAGCACGACGACGGCUCUGCCCAAGUCAGACAGACCGCUGCCAAGUCAGACGGACAAGAUGUCUGAUAGGCAGAAGAGACUCAGAGACAGGUGUGCAGAAGAGGACACGCCUUCCUGGAGAAAACGUCAAAGACGAACAGGUCAAUCAAAGAGCAGAAAUACACACGUCAUUACAGACGACGAUGAGGUUCCAGAACUGAGUCCAGCGGACGAGGCCGCUCUCGCCACACCUCCACCACAGCUCAUAGAGCUCCAUCCCUCCCUCCAUCUCCCCAUCCAAUUAAUCCCACUUUCAGAUCCUCAGAUUUUUGAGAUGUUGAGUAACUCUUCUCAUCCGGUCAUCCGAUUUCCACUGUCCAACACGGCCACGCCACCCAAAUACAUAUUUGUGGAUGGAGCGGUAGCGCCGGUCCUCAUGGGCUCAUCUCCACCCGGGUCUCUGUCGGACUCUGCAAGCAAAGCCCUGUCUCCCUCCUCAGCCCUCUCGCUCUCCAGCAGUAUGGAGCUGACCACUUGUAAAGAGUCGCCUCCACCUCCUUCUCAGCCCUCCCCCGUCCUUGAUGUUCCAGGGUGUGUAAGGGAGUACAUUGUACAAGCCAAGGCUCACAUAAAGCAAACCUGCAUGGAAAUGGGGAUGGGCCUUCGCCUGACCUCUCAUUACGUGGACACGCGGUUGACUGAGAGGAAGUGCCUUUUCUCUUCUGGCAAGAUAUCCAACAAAUGCCUGGAGAAGAAGCUGGUCAUCAUGGGAGACGUAGAGCGGCAAAGAAACUCCUUGGGGCGGAGUCAGAUCUUUGAGGCCUCACCUGGAGCCAAACCCAAACGUACAGUCUUGUUACUGGGCAACGCUGGCAUGGGAAAGACCACACUGAUGAAGAAGCUCUGUUGCGACUGGUCUGACGGGCUCCUUCCGCAGUUCGACUUUGUCUUCUUGCUGGACGGCAAAGCUCUCACUCUACCAGAGCCGGACUACAACCUCUGGACCCUCCUUUUCCAUUUCUCCCCAUCUGCCCCUCCCUGCACAGACUCCGAGCUCGUCUUCAGCCAGAUCACGGCCGCUCCUCACCGUGUCCUGAUCAUGUUUGAUGGGUUUGAUGAGUUGCGGCACUACGAACUCUUACUCCAGACUCUGGAAAAAGACCUUCAGACUUCCCUUCAGAAGGACAGUAAGAAACAAGCCUACACUGUGAAGCAGCUGUACUCUGCCAUCCUCCAGAGGGUCCUCCUGCCUGGCUGCACGCUUCUCAUCUCAUCCCGGCCAAGAGGCACCGCCAACCAGCUCCUGCGGCGGGUGGACAUCUUUCUGGAACUCUGUGGCUUCACCUCCAUGGACAUAAAGACAUAUCUGUUGCAGUACUUCUCUGGGCCCACCCUCGGUGCCUCUGCUAUGAAAUUGUUGGAAAGCAGCAAGUAUCUGUUCAGCUUGUGUUGGCACCCUGCACUAUGUCAGCUGGUGUGUUCAGUUUUAGCACAUUCCGAUAAAUCCAACGCUUUUCCGAAUACGCUAACUGAGCUCUGCUAUCAAGCACUUGAGCUGAAAAAGCGACGGAAGCAUCGGAAUGCGUAUGCGGCUGAUCAAACACAUGUGUUCAUGAACUCCCAUGGGGAAAAUGUGAGACGAGACAGGGCAUGGGCAAGCAGGUGUUGCAAAAAAGUUCAGGCAGCAAACAUUAAAGCACGUCAUAUCCCUCACUCUUGUUCUCAAACCACUAGUGUAGAAGAUGAAGAAGAAAUGGACGUGGAAGACCAAGUCGGAAAAGGUGAAAGGGGAGGUGGGAAUGUCAACGAAGACAGAACAGAGGAGAGCAAUUUACUGUUCAAACUAAGCUCCCUGGCCUGGCAGGGCGUCAAAACUCAUUCACCCAUACUGCCGCCGCAGUUAAACGAUAGACUAAAGAGGUUUGGUCUCAGCUGUGGACUCUUCCAAUGCCACCGCUUGUGGGGGAGGCCGGACUACUCAAUUGGCGAGAGAGAAGGAGGAAGGAGAGAGGGUGGGGAAAGAGAGAGAAACGCAGAGACAACGGACAGCAAAGUUGAUUCUAUGCGUGACAGCCACAUCCUGUCGUGGGCCAACUCCUUCCUGCAGAGUUUCCUGGCAGCGGUGCACCUGUCUCUUUCAAGGCACAGGACUGCAGUAGAGCGGUCAUUCCUCCAACAGACCUCUCUUUUCGAGUCAGGCUCAAAGGGGCGUCGGCGCACGCAGAGGGAGGAAAUGCAUCUAACACAGAAGUUUUUUGUUGGUUUGCUGCUCCAAAACAAGACAAACGUACAUGAGCAUGACAAACGCAGAUCGAGAGUGUCCAGGGACACGAUGGUGACCAAGCGGGCUUUACUGACUAAACGCCUGGAAAGCCUUUCCCCUGGUGACCUUACUCCCGCCAAGCUCCUAGAGGUCUGUCAAUGCAUUUACAACAUGAGUGUUGCCCACAGGGACGGCAGCAGGGAUAGUAGCAGAGGAACACUGGCCCAUUGCCUCGCCAGGAACCUUCUGGGAAGCCUCUCGUUCCACGGCGUUGCCCUCGACCCGCCGGAUGUGUUUGUGGUGGGUAAGGUUCUGGGCCUAGGUGGGCCUGGAGUCAGAAUAAGCUGUUUGGAUCUGGAAGACACCGGGAUACAGAUCUCCGGGAUCAGGACUCUGGUGGGGCUCAGCAACAUCUGUGCAUACAGGGCCUGUAUUGCUGAUGUCAUUGCUCUGUGGGAGGAGCUAGAGGAGAGCGGGGAGGAGGAACUACUUCAAGGGGCAGUGUCCAAAUUUACCAUCAACCCUCUGAGGGCCACACGGGUGUGUCAUAUAGAAGACCUGGCACACCUGGUCAGCAUACAUACAUGCAGGAGGCUGACAGACAGAUCCAGCAAAUCGGACGCCAUCUUUGCGGAGGGAGUGCCUGCGGUGGGAGAACUUCUUAAACUGGAAUUUGAUCUUGGUCCAGAGAAUGGCCCCCUGGCUCUUCCUUUGUUAUGCGAGCUCCUGCCACGCCUAUGCAACCUACAGCACCUAGAUUUGGAGAACAGCAAAAUAGGAGACAGCGGAGUAGCGAGACUGGCUGAGGUUUUACAGUCGAUGUCUUCGCUGGAGAUACUGAAUCUCUCCCAGAGCUGUAUCGGAGACCAGGGCCUGAAGGACCUGGCACCUGCCCUGGGAUCCCCACCUUCUCUACACUGUCUCAGUCUCUGCAGUAAUUUGAUUUCUGAUGUUGGAGCAAAGAGUCUUGCUGCAUUCCUUCCUCAGAUGGCCUCUCUCACUGACCUGGAUGUGAUGUACAACAAGCUGACCAACGUAGGAGCAGAGAGUCUAGGAGCCAGUCUGAGACACUGUCCGUGGAUCAGGAGCCUGAGGAUGUGGAACCAGUAUAUUCCAUGUGGAACGUUCGAGAGACUUCAGCAGCGGGACCACAGGAUCCUUUACCAUUAGAAGGUCCCCCAAACACAUGCAGGACAUGACCUUGUUCCUCCACUGGUACCGGCAGUUCCAGUCUGGUCUGGCGGUCUGGCGGAGGCCUCGCCUGGCCUCGACUGGGUUUCUAGUGUCGUCGUGUGGAGGUGUGUCGAAGGUGUCUAGCUGGGAGAGCUGGUGCUGGGUCGGCUGAGGGAGCCUGGUCUGCUGCGUCCUGUAGGCUCAGGGACCACGGCCCUGCCCGGAGCUGCGCCCGAAGAGGAAACACCGAGGGCGGUCUGGCAGGACGUGGACGCGGGGCAGGCUAAGCUAACCGCUAGCCCAUGCAGACCGGUAUAUCCGACGGUCAUCCUGGCUGGCCCUCGUUCUCCUGGGCAGUGAUUUUUUUUUUGUGGUUUAGUUUAGAUAUGUGUGUUAGGUUGAAUAUAUGUGUACUUGGAUAUGUGUUUUUGUCAUUGUGUUGCGCUGCUGUGGUCUGUGGAAAUGAAAUGCUAACGGGUUUCUGGUUCUGAUUCUGGUAUGAACUCAGUAUUUCAGGAAUUUCAUGGAAUGCUGUGAUUAUGUGUGUGUGUGUGUAUGUAUGAUUGAGAGAGAGAGAGAAUUUGAGAGGCUGCUAUUUACUUUGGGAGGUGUGUGGGUGUUGUUGGUGUAAGAUACGAGAUAUUUGCACAACGAUUUACACUGAUUUUACCACUUUGUCGACGAUGCUGUAUCUUGUGUUACUACAAAUCCGCUUAUUUUUUUACUGUUUAUUUUAAAUCAGUCUGUGCGACUCUGUUUUGUCAAAGUGUGAUGGCACUGUAAAUGCACUUUUUGCAGUUUUGGUUUGCACUCUGUUAACUGUGAGCUGCUUUGCAUUUUAAGAUCCAUGACACUAACACAAAUAAAAGCAGGU